Xylona heveae TC161 is the source of this 1743-nucleotide messenger RNA. RefSeq names its product FAD/NAD(P)-binding domain-containing protein. The coding region runs from base 1 to 1743 and encodes 580 amino acids. Gene Ontology annotation, molecular function: NADH dehydrogenase activity. The record is from RefSeq and is a predicted model, not a curated record. The transcript is spliced from 5 exons. Lineage: Eukaryota; Fungi; Ascomycota; Xylonomycetes; Xylonales; Xylonaceae.
AUGGUCUCUGGACGAGUGCUGGCCAAUGGCUUCAGCGCUCGCCGGGCCAUAACCACCGCGUCGCGCUCUUCCACCGCCAGACCGACCGCGUCCCUGAAGCUGAACAAAUCUCCUCUGGGAUCGACUUUUUUCCGGAGAUCCUAUGCUGAUGCCUCCGAGGCUGCCAAGGUCGCCGAAAGGCACCCUGCGAAGAAGCCCAAGGCCACCACCAUCCUUCGCAGUACCCUGCGCUGGACCUGGCGUGUCACUUACAUCUCGUCCAUUGCUGGCUUUGGUUAUCUCUCCUGGAUCAUUUACCAGUCUCGGAAUCCUGUUGACCAGGCUGAGCCUGACCCAUCCAAGAAGACUUUGGUUGUUCUCGGCACCGGAUGGGGCUCCGUUUCGCUGCUGAAGAAUUUGGAUACCGAAAACUACAACGUCAUCGUCAUCUCCCCGCGCAACUACUUCUUGUUCACCCCUCUUCUGCCAUCAUGUACCACCGGUUUUGUCGAGCACCGUUCGAUCAUGGAGCCGAUCCGUAACUUCCUCCGCUUCAAGAAGGCGGCUGUCAAGUUCUACGAGGCCAAUGCCACCAAGAUUGACUAUGAGCGCAAGGUUGUUCACAUUAGCGACGAGUCUGAGAUUCGUGGCGACACCUGUGCGACAGAGGUUCCCUUUGACAUGCUCGUCGUCGGUGUCGGCGCCGAGAACGCUACUUUUGGUAUCCCCGGUGUCCGCGAACACUCUUCCUUCUUGAAGGAGGUCGGUGACGCCCAGAAGAUUCGCACUCGCAUCAUGGACUGCAUCGAGACUGCCACCUUCAAGGAUCAGACCCCCGAGGAGACCAAGCGUCUUUUGCACAUGGUUGUCGUCGGUGGUGGCCCCACUGGUGUUGAGUUUGCCGGUGAGCUGCAGGACUUUUUCGAAUCGGACCUCAAGAAAUGGAUGCCCGAGAUCCGCGACAAGUUCCACAUUACUCUGAUUGAAGCUCUCCCCAACGUCCUUCCCAUGUUCUCCAAGCAAUUGAUUGAGUACACCGAAAAGACUUUCAAGGAGGAAACCAUUUCGAUCCGCACCAAGACCAUGGUCAAGAACGUCACGGAAAAGUACAUUGAGGCCGAGUUCACCCAGCCCGACGGCACCAAGGUGAUGGAGCAAAUUCCCUAUGGUCUCCUCGUCUGGGCCACCGGUAACGCCGUUCGUCCCAUUGUUGCCGACCUCAUGAAGCAGAUCCCCGCCCAAAAGGACUCUCGCCGCGGUCUCGCCGUCAACGAGUUCCUCGUCGUCAAGGGCGCCGAGAACGUGUGGGCGGUCGGUGACUGCGCCAUUGCCAACUACGCCCCCACCGCCCAGGUCGCUGCCCAGGAGGGUAUGUUCUUGGCCCGUCUCUUCAACUCCAUGGCCAAGACCGAGGCCAUUGAGAAGAGGCUCGAGGCGCUCUCUGAGGAGCAAUCCAAGGCCGCCGGCGAGGACCGCACCCGCGUCCUCAACGACAUCAAGGAUGGCCAGAAGCAGCUCCGUCGCGUCAAGCAGAUUGGUCCCUUUGAGUACUCGCACCAGGGUAGCUUGGCCUACAUUGGUAGCGAACGUGCCGUCGCCGAUAUCAGCUGGCUCAGCGGUAACCUCGCCACUGGUGGUACCCUGACCUACUUUUUCUGGCGUAGCGCCUACCUGAGCAUGUGCUUUAGCACUCGCAACCGGAUUCUCGUGAUUGCCGACUGGAUCAAGGGCACCAUCUUCGGUCGCGACAUGUCGCGCGAGUGA